AUGCACAAUACUCUUGUACCAACUUCACGUCAUCUUCCAUCCUUCAGUGAAGCACUUGAAGUAGCCAUAUCUGGUAAGAAAAUGUCCCACGAUCACAUUGUCAGAUUACUCAAUGCUCGCGAAAAAUCAGAAGUAGACGCACUUCAUGAAGCUGCAGGAGAAGUUACAAAGAGGAACUUCCAUAAUGAAGUUUCUGUUCGUGGUAUUGUCGAGUUUUCUAAUGCCUGUGAAAAGAAUUGCCAUUAUUGUGGUGUAAACUCUUACGAACCAUUCGUUAUUCCACAUGAAGCUAUUCUUGAUUGCUGUGAAUUCAUGUGGAAGAAGGGUUAUAGAAAUCUCGUUCUUCAAUCUGGAGAAAUCACAUCUAAACAAAGAAUGGAUUGGGUUGCAUCACUUCUUGAAAAGAUUUUCAGCAAAUACGGAAAAGAUAAGGAUACAGGAAUGUGUGUCAUUCUCAGUAUCGGUGAAUUGGACUACAAGGACUAUAAGAGAUUUUAUGACUUGGGUGUCCAGAGAUAUCUUCUUCGCAUUGAAUCAAGUAAUCCAAAACUUUACGCAACAAUGCAUCCAGCUGACCAUUCUUGGGAAAGAAGAGUAGAAUGUCUUAACAAUCUCAAGAAGAUUGGCUACGUUACAGGAAAUGGCUGCCUUGUUGGUGUUCCAACACAAACUUUCGAUGAUUUGGCCGGUGAUAUUGAAUUCUUCCGCGAUGGCCACUUCCCAAUGAUCGGAUUAGGCCCAUAUCUCAUCCACAAUGACACAAAGAUGGGAAGAGAUAUUCUUGCCUCAACAACUGCAGAUGAAAGAAAGGAAAUUGAUGCAAGAAAGGUCAGAUCUACACUCAAUAUGUACGACACACUUCGUUUGGCAUGCCCAUUCAACAAUAUUGCUGCAACAACAGCUCUUGAUACAUUGUAUCCAGGCGGAAAGUUCAUUGCUCUACAAGGUGGAUCCAAUGUUUGCAUGCCAAUCAUUACACCAAAGAUUUUCCGUGGUGGAUAUCAACUCUAUGAAGGAAAGAAAGAAGUUGAUGAAGAUAAUGAACAGACACACCAGAGAUUGAUUGAUCUCUGCAAGAGACUUGGAAAGACUCCUGUUUUCAACAGAUGGAAUCAUCCUCCAGCCUACUUCAAGAAUAAGAUGGCUAACAACAACCAAUAA
Molecule: messenger RNA, 1161 nt
Organism: Trichomonas vaginalis G3
Lineage: Eukaryota; Parabasalia; Trichomonadida; Trichomonadidae
Product: 3-methylornithine synthase family
Exons: 1
Coding region: 1-1161 (386 amino acids)
Molecular function (GO): transferase activity; iron-sulfur cluster binding
Source: RefSeq, a predicted model, not a curated record